Molecule: messenger RNA, 2585 nt
Organism: Lucilia sericata (common green bottle fly)
Lineage: Eukaryota; Metazoa; Arthropoda; Insecta; Diptera; Calliphoridae
Gene: su(f)
Product: protein suppressor of forked
Exons: 10
Coding region: 199-2391 (730 amino acids)
Biological process (GO): mRNA 3'-end processing
Cellular component (GO): nucleus
Molecular function (GO): mRNA binding; protein binding
Source: RefSeq, a predicted model, not a curated record
AAUUUUUUUCUCCAACAUAACGCCGUAAAUUUACAAAAGCGGCUUUUUUUUUACAAAAAUAUAUAAUUAAAUUAGUUUUUUUAAACAAAAAAAUAUAUAAAAAGGAAAAUAGAUUAAGUUUACUAUAUAAAUUUAUCAAAAAUAUACUGCAAUUUAUAAAAAUAUAGUAAAAAUCCGGUAAAGUAAGAAACAGCCAACAUGUCAGUAAGAGAUCAAAUAAAAAUUGAUAUUGAAUGGGGCCACGAGCGCUUAGUGCGCGCCCAACAAGUGGUGGAAAUGCGCCCUUAUGAUAUAGAGUCUUGGUCCACCUUGCUGCGUGAGGCUCAGACGCGACCGGUCAAUGAGGUGCGCACUUUAUAUGAAUCUUUGGUUAAUGUAUUUCCCACCACCGCACGUUAUUGGAAGAUUUACAUAGAACAGGAAAUGAAAGGACGCAAUUUUGAAAAAGUGGAAAAGUUGUUUCAGCGCUCCUUGGUGAAGAUUUUAAAUAUAGAUUUAUGGAAAUUAUACUUGACCUAUGUUAAGGAAACUAAGGCGGGUUUGAGUACGCACAAAGAAAAACUGGCCCAGGCUUAUGAUUUUGCUUUGGAAAAGAUAGGCAUGGAUUUACAUUCAUUCUCUAUAUGGCAGGAUUAUAUUUCUUUCUUGCGCAGUGUGGAGGCAGUGGGCAGUUAUGCAGAAAAUCAAAAAAUCACUGCUGUACGCAGAGUCUAUCAAAAGGCGGUCAUUACACCCAUUGUAGGCAUAGAAAUAUUAUGGAAAGAUUAUAUAGCCUUUGAGCAUAACAUUAAUCCCAUUAUAUCCGAGAAGAUGAGCUUGGAAAGAUCUAAAGAUUACAUGAAUGCGCGAAGAGUGGCCAAGGAAUUGGAGAAUAUUACCAAGGGCUUGAACCGCAAUUUACCCGCUAUACCACCCACCCUAGCCAAAGAGGAAGUUAAACAGGUUGAACUAUGGAAAAAAUUCAUUGCUUUUGAAAAAUCCAAUCCUUUGAGAACUGAAGAUACUGCCCUCAUUACCCGACGUGUUAUGUUUGCCACUGAGCAAUGUUUGCUAGUGCUAACUCACCAUCCGGCUGUUUGGCAUCAAGCAGCACAAUUUUUAGAUCAAAGUUCUAAAGCUUUGGCAGAUAAAGGCGAUACCCAAGCGGCCAAAAUCUUUGGCGAUGAAUGUGCCAAUAUCUUGGAACGUUCCAUUAAUGGUGUUUUAAAUAAGAAUUCUUUGUUGUAUUUUGCUUAUGCUGAUUUUGAGGAAGGACGCAUGAAAUAUGAUAAAGUACAUGCUAUGUAUAAUAAGUUUUUAUCCAUACCGGAUAUAGAUCCAACAUUGGCCUAUGUCCAGUAUAUGAAAUUUGCUCGCCGUGCUGAAGGCAUCAAGUCUGCCCGUGCUAUUUUCAAAAAGGCCCGUGAAGACAUACGUUCUCGUUAUCAUGUCUUUGUGGCGGCUGCCCUCAUGGAAUACUACUGUUCGAAAGAUAAAGAUAUUGCCUUUCGUAUAUUCGAAUUGGGUUUAAAACGUUUUGGUGGCAGCCCGGAAUAUGUCAUGUGUUAUAUAGACUAUUUAUCGCAUCUGAAUGAAGAUAACAACACCAGGGUGUUGUUUGAACGGGUGUUAUCAUCGGGUGGUCUAACGCCACAAUUGAGUGUUAAUGUUUGGAAUAGAUUUUUGGAAUUUGAAUCGAAUAUUGGUGACCUAUCGAGUAUUGUAAAGGUGGAGAGACGGAGAAGUGCUGUGUUGGAAAAUCUUAAAGAAUAUGAGGGUAAGGAAACUGCCCAAUUGGUGGAUCGUUAUAAGUUUUUGGAUUUAUAUCCCUGUACAACAGUGGAAUUAAGAUCUAUAGGUUAUACAGAGAAUGUGGGUAUUACCACCAAUAAACUGGCUGCGGGUCCUGGUAACGCAGCAGCGGCUGCCAUCAAGGAAGAACCAGAGUCUGAACCAGCUGUGCAACUGCCAAAGCCAGAUUUUGGUCAAUACAUACCCUUCAAGCCCAAGGCAAAUGCAUAUCCCGGCGCACAUCCCCUAGCGGGUGGCACUUUUCCUCAACCACCCGCCUUGGCGGCUUUGUGUGCUUCUUUGCCACCUCCCUUAUGCUUUAGAGGGCCAUUUGUUUCCAUUGAAAUGUUGUUUGACAUAUUUAAUCGUAUAAAAUUAACAGAUGCUGCUCCCUUACCCUCCGGUGAUCCUGGUUGCGAUAUCAAAAUCUUUGAUUUAGCCAAAUCUGUUCACUGGAUUGUUGACGAAAGCUCUUUGACGGGUGACACUUCAGGCGGAUCGGGUGUAAAACGUCGACGCAUGCUGCCCGGCGGUGAUGACAGUGAUGAAGAAACACCCGCUCCUGCACCACCAGCAAAUGAUAUCUAUCGUCUGAGGCAACAGAAACGCUUUUCCAAAUGAAAUUAGGUCUUUUUUUAAAGGUGUUUCUGCAAACAUUUUUAAUGUAACGUUGUUUGUUUAAGCAAAUUAAUUAAGGAUAUUUUUUAAAAAAAUGUUUACCUUUAAAUAUUACACUAAACGCAAAAAAGAAAAUUGGUAAAAAAUAAGUAUUUUUAAACAAUAAAAUAAAAUACAAAUUAAAUUAUAAAAGGAAA